Colossoma macropomum (tambaqui) is the source of this 5516-nucleotide messenger RNA. RefSeq names its product interferon-induced very large GTPase 1-like. Gene Ontology annotation, molecular function: GTP binding. Bases 428 to 5071 code for a protein of 1547 amino acids. The transcript is spliced from 2 exons. The record is from RefSeq and is a predicted model, not a curated record. Lineage: Eukaryota; Metazoa; Chordata; Actinopteri; Characiformes; Serrasalmidae.
AUCUGAUCAGGAUGCCCACUGGACACCUCCUGGUGGGGUUUACCAGGCACAGCCUACUGGGACAAGUCCCCGGGAAUCGUCCUAGGAACCACUGGAGGGAUUAUAUCUCCAAGUUGGCCUGGGAGUGGCCAAGGAAGAAGUUGCGGGGGACAGGGUCGCCUGGGAUUCUCCGCUCUCCCAACUGCUACCGCGACCCUAUCUGGACUAAGUGGUUAAUGAAAAUGAAUGAAUGAAUGAAUGAAUAUCCUUUUUGUUUUCUACAGGUGACAAUACAUGGGAUGCUACAUCAAGUGAAAACAGAAGUAAACAUAAGGACAUUGCAAGUAAGAAGUCAGACGAUGGGUUAAAGAAGGAAGACUCAAGUAUCAAGAUUUCAGAUGUCAUUUGUAGACUUCAUCUGAGUAAUUUCUAUCCACAUAAAUUGACAAUGGCAGAUGCACUCAAUAUAUGUAAGAUGUCAUUUCAGAAAGUAGAGUCGCUGGCCGGAAAGGAGCUGAUGAAUGAAGAGAAUGUGGCCUUUGUGUACCUACAUAAACUGUUGACACUGGAUUACAGAGCCAGAUUUGUGACAGUUAAUAAAAAAAGUUUCACCAGUGAAAUGGGGGGAAUAGCUGGUGAAAAUGAAGAGUUUGAUGAUUUUCUAAAUCCAGAGAAUGAAAGUAGCAAAAGUAAAAAAGAUGAAAAAACACCGAUUCACCCAAUGGAUGUCCAAAUGGCAGUUUUCCACUGCGCAGACAGUUUUCUGAGGCAGAACAUAAUGACUAAGCUCUCUUCCUGCCAGUACGCCCUGCCACUGCUGGUGCCCAGCCCUACAUCCGCAGACACUGAACUCCCUCUCUGGACAUUUCGGCAGAUCAAGAAGUCCUGGAAGUCAGUUGGUGGUCUCAGCACAUCGUUGCCUGUCUGCCAGGUUAAAGCUCCAAUGGUGUUUUUCUGCAGGCUGGGCUCUGUUUCCACUUCCAAAUCCCAGCUGCUGAAUUCUGUGAUUAACCCGAAGCACAACACCUUCUUCCACAGGGACUGCCCGGGCAGCAGCAGGAGCUGUCUGUUCAUGGAGGGGCUGGUGGAGAUUUCCUGGUACUGUCCUGCAGGAAACACUGAUGACCUUUUCAAUGAAUGCAUUGCGUUCUGCAAUCUUCGUGGUGAUGCUGUAGAGCACAAUAAACAAAAUGGCUUUUUGAGCGAACAAGCUACAGUCAUCGUUGUCCUGAUGCAAAACAUGGAGCUUAAUGAGAAAGCUAGGGAGUUGUUACAGACGCUCUACAAAGAUUCUUCAAAGUAUUUGAUCUGUGUCAUCAGUGAUCUACAGAAAGGUCCACUUAAGAUGGGAAAUGGAAAUAAUAUAAAAAUAGGACUCAGGGACAGAAACCAGGCUGAACUGCAAGAAGAACUGAUAGCAGCAAUCAGUAUGUGUUUGCAGAAAUGUAACUCAAGUCCCACUUUUAGUCUUGAGGAGAGCUCAAAACUGGCUAAACGCUGUGGCUUUGUAGUCGAUGAAGACAGUGAGGACUGCCAGGAAGGAAAGACUGGAGCUCUGGACGUUAUGCAGCUGCUGAAAGGAGACGAUAUCUCCCAAAUCAAGGCCAAACUCCUGCCCUGUCAGGGGAAACUGUGGCACGACUGGACCAGAAAUAACAAACGGCGUUAUCGCUUGUAUGGAGACGUUGAACAGACCAAGAGCAAGAUCGAGCAGGAAAUGAAAUCAAUAAGGAAUCAACAAAGGGAGUCUUCACUUGACUUGAUAAACCCUGUCAGUAAAAAUUUAAAUGUCAAGCACGUUACAAAGCAACGGUACUUUUUGAGAUGGCUUGGCGUCUAUCUAGACAUCUCAUUUUUACAUGACCUUUCUGAAGUUACUCAGCAAUAUUACAAACAGCUGUCAGACGUGCAUUUUUUGAAACAGAAACGUGAAAUAACAGAUGAUUACAGGAAAAAGCAGGAAGAACUUGAAACGUUAUCAGAGAAGGUAGAUGCAGUGACACUUGGCCUGGAGCACAUAGUCAGAGAAAUGGGUCAGAUUUAUGAAGCCUGGGCUGAAUGUCCUGACAAAAUGAGGCCAGAGGUUUCUAUUCUCCCUGCUCUGGCUGCAGACCUCCUGAUCUCUGGACAUCCACUAGAGCUGAUGGACGGAGAUGCUGCUCACGUCCCUUUGACCUGGAUAGAGUCUGUUCUGGACAAGGUCACUGAAAGACUGGGAGACCCGAGAGUGUUUGUGCUGUCCGUUCUGGGCCUGCAGAGCUCAGGAAAGUCCACCAUGCUGAACGCCAUGUUUGGGCUGCAGUUUGCUGUGAGUGCUGGCAGGUGCACAAGAGGAGCUUUCAUGCAGCUAAUCAGAGUGAAAGAAGAAGUUAAAGAAGAGCUUAAGUUUGACUACCUGCUUGUUAUUGACACAGAAGGGCUUCAGUCUUUACAACUGGUGGGCAAACAGUCAGCACUCACUCAUGACAAUGAACUGGCCACUUUCGUCACUGGUCUUGCAGAUAUGACCCUGAUAAACAUCUUUGGGGAAAAUCCUGCAGAAAUGAAGGACAUCAUUCAAAUAGUAGUUCAGGCAUUUCUAAGAAUGAAGAAAGUAAAACUGACUCCCAGCUGCAUGUUUGUUCACCAGAACGUUACAGAUAUCAGUGCCGGAGAGAAGAACAUGGAGGGAAGAAGGCAACUGCAGAAACAACUGGAUGAAAUGACAUGCUUGGCAGCAACUGAAGAAGUGUGCAGUGCAGAGUAUUUUACUGAUGUGAUCAAAUUCAACAUACAGACAGAUGUGCAUUACUUUGCCCAGCUGUGGGAGGGAAACCCCCCCAUGGCUCCCCCCAACCCACGUUACAGUGAAAAUAUUGAAAAUCUCAAACAGGCCAUUCUCGCAGCUGCAGCAGAAAAGAAAUGUCUAACACUCUCCGAGCUCAAAGUCCGUAUUGAAGACCUGUGGACUGCAGUGCUGAAUGAAGACUUUGUGUUCAGCUUCAAAAACACCCUGGAGAUAGCAGCAUACAGAAAAUUGGAGGUCAUGUAUGGGAACUGGACCUGGGCCUUGAGGGAAGACAUGCUCUUCAUUCAUAACAAAUUGCAGAACCUAGUUGAAAAUGGAAAGCUGGAAGCUAUUGAACAAAAACUGAUCCAUGAUGAAAUCAAAGGUACUUUCUGUGCUGUAAAGAACAAGAUGGAAACAUUCUUUAACGAAGAUAAAGAUGCUGAGAUCCUUUCUCAGUGGAAAGCAAGAACAGAACAGAGAAUUAAAGAUGUGUAUGACAGUCUGACUGAAGCGACUGCACGAAAAAUGACUGAACUCAUUAAAACGAAGGCAACAUGUAAAAAGCUAGAUGAGAAGAAAACACAGUAUGAGAACGAGUUGUUCAACAGUAGCAAAGAGUUGGCUUCCAGGCUGAAAGAUAAGGCCAUGAAUGAGAGGAGCCUCAAGCAAGAGUUUGACUCAAUGUGGGAGAAAUGGCUUUCAGAUCUAAAGGCAGAAAUGCCUCCAAUUGAAGAUGUCCAUGUAGAGCAGGAAGUGAUGAACAUACUGAAAACAGCUUUUGAGAGUCGUACCAUUUAUUCCAACAAAGACAGCGGACUUUACAAAAAUAUUCAGAAAAAGAGAGAAUAUUCUGAGUAUGUAACAGUUAAGAAAGGCAGGUUUGGCAUUUUAUAUCAUAGUUUGGACACCAAAGAUCAUGACUCAAUCAGAGAGCUAGUGCAGGAGAUAGUAAGAGAAGCUGAGGAGAUCAUUAAAAGUAAACCAGUGGACAAAACAGGCUACAGUGAUGCUUACACACAGGAGAUUGUGAAAUAUGUGAAGAUGAGAGUGUCAGAAUUUAAAAGUAAGAAAUUCACACUGAAGAAUGAUUUCACAGUGGAUCUGUCCCUGUAUAUCUGUGACAUUGCAGUAAGAAAGUUCACUGAGCUUCACAAGGUCUUCAGAGAGGCUAAUGAUCCCGUGAUUUACCUGGGAAAAAAGAAAGAAGAAUUUUUCUCCAUCUUCAAGAAGCAAUGUGAAGGAGCAACAGCCACCACUGUGUUUGCAGACUUUGUCUGUAACAAACUCAAGCCGUCUAUCCUGCAAUCUGUCUAUGACCAAACUGCCAUUGAUGCAGCUGGAGAAAUGAGGGCAAAUUUCCCAGCGUUCAAUGGGAACAGGUCAAACCUGGAAGUACACAUCCUGCAGGAUCUGGCAGAAGAUGAAAACUUUGAGCGAUUCAUCACCUACAUUGAGAAUCCAAAGAAACACUUCUCAGAUUUCAUAGAAACCAAAAUUGAAGAGCAAAUGCUGGAAGGGAGAAACCCCAGAAUAUUGGAAAUUCUGAAGAAUGCGGUAAAAAUGAAGCAGCCUAUUGUAUUCGCAGCCAUCCAGAAGGCCACACAGGAGACUAAACAGAACAAAGGAGAUGUGAAUGAGUGGCUGGAGAAGUUUUCGUUGGAGCUCGAACGUGAGAUGAAAUUUACUCGGCAAGAUCUAGUCGGUGCUCAGUACCAAGAAAUCACUGACACAGACUUUUUUGGUGAAGUGAUGAAUAAAACCCUACAGAGUGUUUUUAAGGAUAUGACCAACAGCUUUGACCACUUGUCUUCAGUAAGGAUGGACAUGUUCAGGCAGAGACCAGAAGAUAUUUUGAAAAACCAGUUGUGUGGCUGUUGGGUUCAGUGUCCCUUCUGUGCAGCUAUUUGUACCAACACCAUAGAAGGACAUGACGAGAAACACAGUGUUCCUUUCCACAGGCCUGAAGGACUCAAUGGGUGGUCGUGGUACAAGACAAAUAAUCUGGCUGUAGAUAUCUGUACCAGUUUAAUAACUAGUGAUGCUGCAAUAGUCCUCGAUGAAGAAACAAGUGUACCUUACAGCAGAUACUGGGAAGCUGGACCACAAUAUGCCUGUUGGAGCAUCACGCCUGACGCUUCAGAACAGGCUUACUGGAAAUGGUUUGUUUGUUGGUUUCAGAAAGACCUGGAGAAGUACUACGACAAAACAUUUAAGGGCCAAGGAAAGAUUCCUAUAGCCUGGAGGAACAUCACUAAGGAAAAUGCACUAGAAAGUUUACAGUAUUCUAAUGUACGAAGGAAACAGUAUGCCAUUACCAUGUAAUGAUCAAUGUAAACCGUAAAUUUAAACUGCCUUUAUUUAUUUAUUUAUUUAUUUAUUUAUUUAUUUAUUUGACACUCUUUUCUGGAUGAAUUUGGUCUAAAUAUUUCAAAUUCAGACAUCAAUAAAUGGUGAAAUUAUACCAGAAGAACACAAAUACCAUCUGAUGGUUUCAGUCAGCUUCUGGAGAUGAUGUCUGAUGGAUUGUUAUGAUUCCUACCAAGCAUCCAGCAACAAGUAUAACUCUACAAAUGCCAGAAUAUCUUGCAGCCACUAUAAUGGAUUUAGAAGAAGAUCUACCAAACCUAACAGUUUUUGCCAUGUUCACCAGAACAAUGGGGACGAGCUAUCAUCUUGACUAAGUACUUUUCAAAGAACUGGGCCGAUGCCCCACCAAUUGACUGAGUUCAGACUCUUUAUUUUUAGACAAUAAAAAAUAAAACUCCAC